ACAUUUAAAAGGAAAGACUCCCGCGCUGGUUUAUGGCCCGCUCUUUGAUAUUCUAUCCUCCCCAACCUUUUAACCCUCGCACUUUCUCCACCCUCAACCAACCUCCCUUCACUUUCAGCAAUGCGUGUCUCUGCCUCUUUGUUCGCUGCCCUGGCCUUGGUUGCCACCACCGUCCUGGCUGCUCCUGAAAAUAAGAAGAACAACAAUAACAACAAGCCCAUUGUCAUCAACAAGAAAGUCCUCCAGACCUCCAAGUUGUAGAUUACACCACUUCAACCCCAUCGAAACAACGUCUUCUGAUCUAUGCUUUUGUGUGUAAACUUUAUCUCUUUCUCUCUCUUCCAGGGUACUGAAUUGUUCACCAACUGGGUUGGUCUGAACGUCGACUUCCAGUACGUCAAGCCCAUCUUUGACCUCGUCAACACGACCCAGACGCUCGGCAACGGCACCCUGCUCUCCCGUGGCGAGGCCCAUGUGUCGAUCAUCCUCCCCACGGAGUACGACCAGGUCCUCCACCCCGCCGGUGUCACGAUCGAGGAACUCAACACCCUCGCCUCGACCAAGAACCGUCUCCAGCGCUCCAAGUUCGAGCUCGAGUGCCUGGGCCGUGUCCAGGUCGUGUCGAAGCCCGACGGUGUGUUCCAGCAGUCGGUGCAGAUCAUCCUCAAGAAUUACAAGGACCUGAUCCACUUCCGUGAGGAGGUUUUCAAGCUGUAUGUGAAGAAGGGCGGCAACCCGGCCUUGUUCGCCGCCGAGAACUUUACGCCCCACAUUACCUUGGGCUUCAAGCACAGGGAUAUCUUUAUUGAGGAUGGUGUCUACAAGGGCAAGAACGCUUGCAUCCACAAGAUUGUUGCCAAGUAAAAAAAGAAAAAAAUGAAAGAGUGAAAAAAGACAAAUAUACUGUUCAUAGUACAUCCAUACCCUUGCCAUAGACGUUAACAAACACAACAUAAUAAUAUGAAAAAAAAGAGCGCGACGGGAGCCGUAAAGUGCACGAUCGAAUGCGUGUCUAGUCUAAUAUGAAAUGAUUACAAAACGGC
Gamsiella multidivaricata is the source of this 1043-nucleotide messenger RNA. RefSeq lists its product as uncharacterized. The record is from RefSeq and is a predicted model, not a curated record. The transcript is spliced from 2 exons. NCBI's taxonomy places the organism in Eukaryota, Fungi, Mortierellomycota, Mortierellomycetes, Mortierellales, Mortierellaceae. The coding region runs from base 304 to 864 and encodes 186 amino acids.